AUGACUUCAUUGAGAAUUGCUGCUGGACAGUUAAGUUCUUCAUCAAAUCUUUCCCAGAAUCUUAGAGUUGUUAAAAAGUUAGUUCAAAAAGCAUCUAAAGCUAACUCACGAGUUUUGUUUCUUCCAGAGGCAACUGAUUAUAUAUCACGAAAUGCAAAGCAUUCCAUUGAAUUAGCUCAGCAGGUUAAUGAUCAAUUCUUAUCCCCCUUGUUAGAAUAUAUUAAAAAUCUAAAUGGUUCUACAUAUGUUUCGAUUGGGAUUCAUCUACCUGGUGAGAAAAGGGUGAAGAAUUUACAUUUAUUAAUUGAUCCCAAGGGUGACGUUGUAUCCCGAUACCAAAAAGUCCAUUUAUUUGAUGUUGAUGUUCCUAAUGGUCCUAUACUUAAAGAACUGAACUCGGUAGAGCCAGGAAAUAAAAUUGAAACCCCAGUAUUAGUCGAUGAUUUUAAAAUUGGCUUGGGAAUUUGUUAUGAUAUUAGAUUUCCAGAACUAGCGUUACGAUUGAGAAAAUUAGGAAGUGAUGUAAUUACAUUUCCAAGUGCAUUCACCACUCGCACCGGUGAGGCACACUGGGAGUUGUUAUCUAAAGCUCGUGCAAUUGAUUCCCAAUGUUUUGUUGUUAAUGCAGCACAAUGCGGUAAACAUGAUGUUGGAAAUGAUCCAAAUGACGAGUCUAAAAUAAUUUCUAGAAUAAGUUACGGAGAUACAAUUAUAGUAGAUCCUUGGGGUGAAGUUUUGGCCAGGGGUAAGAAGUAUACAGAUGAACUUCCCAAAGAUGAAGAUGGUGAUUACUACGAAAUAAUAUAUGCAGACUUAGAUAAAGAAAAGUUGGAUAAAACCAGAGUAAAUAUGCCAUUAUUAGAUCAUAGAAGACCAGACGUAUUUGGGUAUGAACUUUAG
Molecule: messenger RNA, 900 nt
Organism: Candida tropicalis MYA-3404
Lineage: Eukaryota; Fungi; Ascomycota; Pichiomycetes; Serinales; Debaryomycetaceae
Gene: NIT2
Product: putative hydrolase
Exons: 1
Coding region: 1-900 (299 amino acids)
Molecular function (GO): hydrolase activity, acting on carbon-nitrogen (but not peptide) bonds, in linear amides
Source: RefSeq, a predicted model, not a curated record